UCUCUGACGGUCCCCGCGGCUCCGGGGCCACGGCUGACGGCUCUUGGGAUGGGGCGGAGUCGCGGCCGCGCGCGGGCGUAGAGCGGUGCAGGGAAGUGCGGAUCGUUAGGUCCUUUUGGGACAGGCUGCCCCAUGGCCCAGGCGCCUCGCUCUGGUGGCCUUCUGCCUCCACUCGCCACCGUGCCGCCCUUGUGGGCGCAACCCGAGAGCACCGGGGCGGAGCACUGGGAGAGAAGGCGGUCAGGCGCCCUCCGCGGGGACUUUCGUGGCUGGCCGGGGCCACCGGUUGCCGGGAGCGUCCCCUGCCUGGACUCACAGCCCGGCGGGGCUCUGGGAGGGCAGCCGCGGUGGGCGGCGCUGGCUGAUGCGGGAGAGCACCGCGAGGCUGGCUUUGCCGACUGGAGGCGGGAGCCGGCAGCUGGCCGCCCGAUCCCUCCCGCGCUGCGGCGACUCCGGGCCGUGUUGCUGCGGCUACACCGCGAGCGGGAGCAGCUCCUCCAAGCCCGGAAUUUCGCCCGCCAUCUACAGGCGGCCGUGCGCCUCCUGAGGAUCCUGAAUUGCGGCGAGCCCUUCCCCGGCCCUGGCCCCUUUCCUCAGCUGUGCCGCGACCUACCGCCAUGCCCUUCCCGAGGAGCCGUCCUGCGAAUCUGCCUUCAGGAGGUCCCGGAUCCGUUACUCCUGGCGCGCCCCGUCGGAAUAGCAGCUCUGCGCCUGGAUGCUGCCAUCGAGAUGCAGCUUCGCGCUCUGGGACGGGAGCCCGCCAGCCCAGCCCUGUCAUCCCAACUCGCUCACCUGCUGCUGGCGCUUCCCGCCUACCACCAGCUUCAGGGAAAAGCCUUGAGCCACGUCCCAGGGGCAGCGCACCCUUUUCCCCCGGCUCGUGUGCUCCACCUCCUGGCCGGGGAGCGAGGUUGCCAGGUGGCAUAUCAGCUGGCUGAAGCUCUCACGGGAUCGGGUUUGCGGGAGACGGGACCGGGUUUGCGGGACCAGCUCCGCAGGCGGUGCCAUGAGGAGCGAGAGCUGCUUCCGGGGCUACUGGGCCUGAUGGGGGAUAUGGCGGGUUUGGCCAGCAGCGGACUGGGGCUUGGAGGGGCUGGAGCCCUGUGGAGCCAGUACUGGACUCUGCUGUGGGCAGCCUGUGCUAGGAGUAUGGACCUAAGUCUAGGGCCCUGGAGGGACCCCAGAACAGCCGCACACCGUCUGAGUCAGGCACUGGAUCAGGCAUCCUUGCCCCAGGAGUGUGAGAAGGAGCUGGCUUCUUUGUGUCACAACCUAUUUCAUCAGUCUCUUAUCUGGAGCUGGGACCAAGCCUUCUGCCAGGCCCUGGGAUCUGCUCGUGGAGGUCAGAGCAGCCUCCCCUCAUCCUCUCAUACCACUGAACUUUUGCAACAGCUCUUCCCUCCUCUCUUGGAUACCCUUCAAGAACCCAGGUCAGGGCUGCUCCUCCGUUGGCCUCCAGGUCCUACACUCCUUGCUCUGGGGCUCUGUACCCUGCAGACCACCUUGCUCUGGUUUUUGGGUAGAGCUCAGCAGCAUGUGGCAGCAUGGGCCCCAGGUUCCCUCCUGCUCCUGAUCCAGAAGGACUUACCUCCUCUAUUACAUGAGGCAGAAGCUCUGUCUACCCUGGCUUCAGAGGAAAGACUGGCCCUGGAGGUGGAGCAGCAGCUGGGCCUGGAGAUCCAGAAGCUGACUGCACAGAUGCAGCUCCUGCCUGAAGAGACACUAAGCCUCUUUUUUAAAGAAUGUCAUAAACAAGCCACACAGGGCUUUGAGCUCUACAUGCCACAGGGUCGGUACUGGCGGCUUCAUCUCUGUCCUGAACUGCCCAGCGUUCCUAGUGAGUAUGCUGGAUUGGUGGUCCGCACUGUCCUUGAGCCUGUGUUGAAAGGACUGCAAGGAUUUUCACCCCAAGCCCAAGCACCUGCCCUUGAGCAGGCACUGACUGCCAUCCUGGGUGCCUGGCUUGACCACAUCCUCACCCAUAGGAUCCGGUUCAGCCUGCAGGGGGCACUGCAGCUCAGACGAGACUUUGGAGUGAUUCAGGAGUUGCUGGAGGAGGAGCAGUGGGACCUUUCUCUGGAACUUCGCCAGACUCUGCUCUUGCUCAGCAUCUUCCAGCAGCUGGAUGGGGCCCUGCUGUGUCUAUUGCAGCAGCCCAUGCCCAAGGCUCGAGUCCAGAGGAGGUCUCCCUGUUGCUGUGUGUAUAAUGAGAUCCAGACCACGGAAUUGCCCAGCAGCAGCCUCAACAGCCUGGAGAGCUUAGAGCCCCCUCUUCGGCCUGGAGCACCCCCAGCCCAGACAGCUCAGCUGCUAAGCACACUGUGGGGAGGGAGACCUACCCCUGAGGCUUACCUGGUGGGAAAUCAGCAGGCCUGGCUUGCCCUGAGGCAGCACCAGCGACCCCGCUGGCACUUGCCUUUUCUUUCCUGCCUGGGGAUCAGUCCUGAAUCCUAAGGAGCCUGGGAUCAAGAACAAGAAACUCAAGAGCUUCCCAUUUCUGGCUGGAAAAGCCCAGCCAUUUAGAACUGCAUAUUAAAGAAGUCUACAAUUGGGAGCUUGGAAGAAAGCAUACCUGAGAACCACAUGCUACAGUCUGGACUUACAAACUAAGAAUCUAAUAUCACUCCAGUGCCUGGAAUCCAGAGUAAACGGCAAAACCACACACACCCUGGAACCUGGAGGUCAGCAACCUUGCGAGACUCAGGCCUAGUUCCCCACCAGUGAAGACAUCUCAGGGCUAGACGCUGGAAGGAGGGCUAAGGGUGGGACCCCAGAGGAAAAGGAAAGAGAAAAAGCAAUAGAAAACAGAGAGCCUAAAUGCCGAUUUCUCUUAAAUCCUAGGAGCCAGGCUAAACAUAAAAAGUCAAUUCAUCAGGAACCACGGAGAUGGAUUAGGCAUUUCUACACCCGAUCAGUCCGAAGAGUUGUAUCACUUUGUACUCCCCUCCCCAUUUUAUGUUCAGUCAUUUAAGAAUAUUGGACUAUAGGACCUAGA
This is a messenger RNA of Manis javanica (Malayan pangolin), 2995 nucleotides long. NCBI's taxonomy places the organism in Eukaryota, Metazoa, Chordata, Mammalia, Pholidota, Manidae. The record is from RefSeq and is a predicted model, not a curated record.